This is a messenger RNA of Folsomia candida, 1854 nucleotides long. Its product is annotated as putative diacyglycerol O-acyltransferase Mb3154c. NCBI's taxonomy places the organism in Eukaryota, Metazoa, Arthropoda, Collembola, Entomobryomorpha, Isotomidae. Gene Ontology annotation, molecular function: diacylglycerol O-acyltransferase activity; long-chain-alcohol O-fatty-acyltransferase activity. The transcript is spliced from 4 exons. Gene Ontology annotation, biological process: triglyceride biosynthetic process. The coding region runs from base 248 to 1759 and encodes 503 amino acids. Gene Ontology annotation, cellular component: plasma membrane. The record is from RefSeq and is a predicted model, not a curated record.
CUGCGCCUGCUUGGGUUGGAUUGGCUACCUAAUGCCUAUCUGUCAGAAUACGUAGUUUGCAUGAUAGUUAUUAUGAAAAAAAUUACAAUUCUAUGAUUCGUAAAUAAAUAAUUUCUCAUGUGUAAUAUUAACAAAUCUAUUUUAUAUUAAAGAUGAGCUCGUGAAGUAGUGAAAGCUAUCUACCAGUAUUUUAAUUUUAAAGUGUGAUAAUUUAUACAUAAUAUAGUUAUAAUUUCUCUCCACCAUCAUGUCAAGCCGCCAAUUGUGUUCCCUUAUAAUUGGAAUUGUUUUAUCUGCAGUGUCUCUUGUAUUCUUCCUGUGCGUAUUAUUUCCUGGCGUUCUUUUGAUUUUCAUCCCUCUGUCCUUAUGGCGUUUCUUGUUGGUUGGAUAUGUAAAACUGUUCCGACCAGACAUUGUCAAAAUAAUGGGUGGAAAGAGCCCUAUUCUCGCCAGUGACAACUUACAUGUUCGCCCACUUUGUACAAUCGUAGGUUUUGGUGCAUUCGACGGAUGUUCCGUCGAGCAAUGCAAAGUUUUUGCCAAAAACUCUGUGUACGCUUCAGAUCCAACCACGGGCAAGAUCCAUCAUCCAGAAGCAAGAAUGUACUACGAAGAAUGGAUGGGAUAUAUGUGGUGGAAGCAGGAAGAAAAUUUUGACCUUUCCGAGCAUAUUGUUGUUUGGGAGGAAAGCGAAAACAAAGUUUUAAGUGAGGAUGACUUGAUAAAUAUCGUUGAAAUUCUUGAAGAAAAGCCUUUCGCGAGAGGAAAAAGUCCAUGGGAAUGUAUCCUGAUUGGAAAUGUUAAACUAAAUGGAGUCAUGAAUCCAGACAUUCCGAAAACAAUUGUCAUGUUCAGGUUCCAUCAUGGCUUGGCUGACGGGAUUGCAAUUUUGACCGUCUUCAUGCGUGCAGUGUUUACUGACUCAUUUGACAAAGUUGCCAAGCCUGUUUAUGUGGAACGUUCUGCUUUUCAAAAGCGAAUGUAUGAAUUGGGUGCGGCUCUGCAAACCCCGUAUCAUUUUUUAAAACAAGGAAUCGACGCCAUGGACGUAAAUGCUUGGCAUCUUCCCGAGAAACAAUUGACCAGAAAAAUUCAUAAAGCCUGGAGUAGUAGAAUUCCUGUUUCUUUGAUAAAAGAGAUCAAGAUGAAGCAUAAAGUUGGAUUUACAGCUGUCCUCUUCGCAGCAGUAUCUGGAGCAAUUCGUGCCAUGAUGAUAAGAUGCAAAGUCCUAGUUCCUCACAAAAUCCACGCGAUCUUACCCCUCCCAUGGCCAGGCCACCCCAACAAACUGAUUAACCAUUGGAGUUAUGGAUUUAUGGAGUUGCCGGUGGGGGCGCCGGAUUUCAAUAAACGUUUGAAUAAGCUUCAUACAUAUAUUGAAAACAUGAAGCGCUCUGUAAUUCCGGCAGUAAAUUUUGCAGCAUUAAAAUUUGCCAACUUCCUGCCCACGUGGAUUAUUAGACGAAUCAUUGUCACAAACUACCUCCCCACAGUCAUCUUGUCCAAUUUUCCUGGCCCCCCCAGUGACAGCGAAGGGGUAGGAGGGUUUCCUCUGGUGGACAAUAUGUUUACGGGCGGGCCCUUAAAUGGCAGUAUCGGAAUAUCCAUAACUAUAUUAAGUUAUGAUGGAGGUUUGAGAAUAGUGGCCGGCGUUGAUUCAGCAAUUCUACAAACAAAGGAAAUGACCAAAGAAUUAAUUUCACUAAUUGAACAAGAGCUGCAGAAUAUGAGGGACGGCGUCUCGGAAUUAAUAGUGUGACCAAAAUAAUUCACUAUACAUAUAACCAGUUAUAUAACUAUCCUUUUGUUUCCGCAUUAUUCUUAUGUACAAUAAAAUGGUUCAAAAAACACGUA